AGAGAGAGGAGUUGGGGGGGACGGGAGCCCGCCGCCAUGGACGCCGCCGGGCAGCCCCAGCAGUCGGCCUCGCAGCAACCGGGGCAGCAGCAGCAGCCUCCUCCGCCCCCCAAUUCUUCGGGGCAGCCUCCUCCUCAGGCGCCGCCGCCGCCGCCUCAGCAGCCCGGCGGCGCCGUCCCCGGCCCACCCCCGGCCGGCCACCAGAUCGUGCACGUCCGCGGCGACUCGGAGACGGACCUGGAGGCUCUCUUCAACGCCGUCAUGAACCCCAAGGGCGCCAACGUCCCCCACACGCUGCCCAUGAGGCUCCGGAAGCUGCCCGACUCUUUCUUCAAGCCGCCCGAGCCCAAGGCCCACUCCCGCCAGGCCAGCACAGAUGCAGGGACAGCAGGAGCUCUGACACCUCAGCAUGUCCGUGCCCACUCCUCUCCAGCAUCGUUGCAGUUGGGCACCGUUUCUCCAGGGGGGCUUGCCCCUUCCGGCAUAGUUCCUGGAGCAGCACCUUCUUCUCAACAUCUCCGCCAGUCAUCCUUUGAAAUCCCUGAUGAUGUGCCCCUACCACCGGGUUGGGAGAUGGCAAAGACACCUUCUGGCCAGAGAUAUUUUUUGAAUCACAUUGAUCAGACAACAACAUGGCAGGAUCCAAGGAAGGCCCUCCUUUCUCAGAUGAAUGUUACAGCUCCCACAAGUCCUCCAGUGCAACAGAGCAUCAUGAAUUCAGCAACUGGCCCGCUCCCUGAUGGAUGGGAACAAGCCAUGACCCAGGAUGGAGAAAUUUACUACAUAAACCAUAAGAACAAGACCACAUCUUGGCUAGAUCCAAGGCUUGACCCACGCUUUGCAAUGAGCCAGAGAAUCAGCCAAAGCGCUCCCGUGAAGCAGCCACCCCCAAUAGCCCCCCAAAGUCCGCCUGGUGGAGUGCUGGGGGGCAGCAACUCCAAUCAACAGCAGCAGAUGAGGCUACAGCAACUACAGAUGGAAAAAGAGAGGUUGCGACUGAAACACCAAGAACUGCUUCGGCAGGUGAGGCCGCAGGCAUUGCGGAAUAUCAAUCCCAGCACAGCAAAUUCUCCAAAACGUCAGGAAUUGGCUCUUCGCAGUCAGCUUCCCAGCAUGGAACAGGAUGGAGUUCCGCAAAAUCCAGUGUCCUCUCCUGGAAUGUCUCAAGAACUGAGAACAAUGACCACAAAUAGUUCGGAUCCUUUUCUUAACAGUGGAACUUACCACUCGAGAGAUGAGAGCACAGACAGUGGCCUCAGCAUGAGCAGUUACAGCGUCCCCAGAACUCCAGAUGACUUCCUCAACAGUGUGGAUGAAAUGGAUACAGGUGACACUAUCAACCAAAGCAACAUACCCUCCCAUCAGAACCGCUUUCCAGAUUACCUUGAAGCCAUUCCGGGGACAAACGUGGACCUUGGGACACUGGAAGGAGAUGCAAUGAAUAUAGAAGGAGAGGAACUGAUGCCAAGCCUACAGGAGGCUUUGAGUUCUGACAUCCUUAAUGACAUGGAAUCCGUAUUGGCAGCCACCAAGCUAGAUAAAGAAAGUUUUCUUACCUGGUUAUAGGGGCCUCAGGGAGAUGGAGUUUGAAAUCUUGGAAGGAUCUAAGGAGAUAAGACACGUACCUGAUGUUGAAAACAAGCCUGUACGGCAAAGGCUUCUUGGCUUAUGAUCAGAGAGGAAAACAAGUAAAUGAACAAAAUACUCCAGAUUCUUUUUCAUCCAAUGUUUUGUUCCUCCUUGUCCAAACGCUGCUGUUUUACUGCUGACCUCUUUCACAGUUGACUCUGAAGAAUUAGAUGUUUUGUUAUAUCUUUUUUUUUUUUUUUUUUUUUUGCUGUUGCAACUACUGUUCCACAUGGUCGUUAAUGGAGAGAGGGAAGGAUGGGGAAGUGGCGAGGGCCCUGUUUUGGAUGAUGACUGCCAUUCCUUUUGUCCCGCUAUCUGUUUUGUAUGCCCUUUUAUCUAAUAAUGCAGAUGUUUUAUGAAUUCAACUCUGCACAUCCCUUCUUGUAGCUGGCUAUGCUUUGCUUGGAGUUUUGCUCUUUUGCCUGUGGCAAGCUGCAAAGAAACAAAAACAAAAACACAAAAAAGUGACUUACUGGUCCAGUAAGCCAAAAAUGAUGUAUCUGAUGGAAUAGAAGUCAAUACGGAUUUGGAGAUAAGGAUCAGAAGAAGGCUGAGAUCUUACUAUUGGGCACAGUCCAUCAGACACUAUGGCUGCUUGAUCAACGUUGAAAGGAAUGAAAUAUGCACAGCAGUGAUUUUUCUAUUGGAUUAAGCCCAUCAUUAUCUACUUAAAAGUUCUCUUUAUUAGCUUGUUCACAUUUUAUGGCACCAUAAUUGAUUCAUUUUACACACAAAAAAUCAUUAGAAUCUUGAUUGUUGCCUCUUAUUUUAGCUUUUUUUCAAAUUCUAGGCCUUCUUUAAAAAAAAAAAAUAUAGCAGUAGGUUAAGAAGUUAACUGUUUUCAGUUUUGUGUUUUUGUUGUUUCAUAUUUUUAAAUAAUGAAAACUAAAUUUCCUGACUUCACGUAGUCUUAUUUAAGUCUGAAAUGGUUGACUUUUUUAUACCUAACUAGUAUAGCCAGUGAAUAUCUAUAGUUCUAUGUUUUGCUUAUAACUUUUUAAAAGAUAGCUUUGAAUGUAUUAUUAGACUAAAGGACCGGUGGCUUAUCUUUUGUGCCUGUACCAGAAUUCAAAGCAAAUUUUAAAAGUUGGAACUCCUACUGAACACUAUUCCUAAUAUUCGCACCAAUAAUUUCAGAGGAAUUUACAUCCAUCAAAAUGUUUUUAGGACUACCGCUUAAGAGUGACCAACCUGUAUGGCUUUUAUCAUGAGUUUUAAACACAGGAAAAAAAGUAUACUAUGGUUCUUCAUCAUGGGACAGCUCUUGCCAUUUUUGAGAGAGCUUUUUAAAAUGUUGAUGAAAUUGGUGGCUUGAGAUUCUAAAGUCCCUGAUGGAUAAAAAAACGGAGAUGCUUUCGUAUAGUUAUUUUUAUGAUAUCACCUGCACUGUCAUCUUGAGUUUACAACACUAGCAACAUGAACACUAAAAGUUAAGGUGCAUUCAGAAGCAUACUGACGAAUAAGCCCAUGGUGCAUAUAGAAGAUUGUAAAGAUAUGUGUUAGAUUGUAACGUGAGCAAGUAGUAGUGUAUUUUAGUAGUAGAGAUUAGCACUGAAGUCGAGGAGCCGAGUACGUCUUGAAACCAUGAACUAUUUUUACCAGAAAUUAUUGUCCUCGAAGUUGUUUGUAGGAAUUGUGACGUUUUCCAAAGAGUAUUUUUAAGUGAACAAAAUGAGCAUGAAUCAAUGUUACAGUAUAAGCUAUGAAGUUUUUAAUGUGUUGGCACCAGCUAGUACCAUCUGGAUCUUUCAACAUUCCCAUUCAUUCAUUGUCCUUAUUUUCAAGGGUUUAUAACCUGGCCAUCAAAAGACCUUUCAGGCUGAAACUUUGUGUGUUAAGUUUUAAUGUCAACAAUAUCUCCUAGGUUCAUUUUACCCCACUCCCUAGCUGACGUGUGGGAUGAAACCUAAAAGCGAAGCUUUGGCCAAGAGGCUCAAUGGCUCCCUUCUGCAACAUCAUGUUAACUCCUAAGUCAAUAACUUGCGACGUAGCCGGAAGAACACAUCAUACUCCCAUUAAGAGGAUUCCUUUAUUCCUAUUCUCCCCACAUUUCCCCAAAGAUCCUUUCAAAAGGCAAACUGACACAAAAUAUAAUUGGACUUUAGCAGUUGUAUAAAUGAAGAGAAGUUGGACAUUGAGAAUUCCUGCUUUUCGGUGAGCUCAUUUCUAUCCAGAUAUUGGAGGACCACUUAUAUCUGUUUUGAGCCUCAAGUAGAAAUUGCUGAAUUCCUAUUCUGGGUAUUGCAUAGAAGUGCACAGAAACAGUUUCUGUUUGCUUUUCUUGGUCACAGCUUUAAGGUUGGAACUUUUUAAUUAUUUUUCCCCCUUGCUGUACAUACACUACACAGCUUAUACUGUAUUGGAGUAGCACUGCUGGAGAGGUACCGACAUAAAACUGGGAAUUCUUGAAUUUCUCUUUAACACUAAGCCGUUUAUGUAGAACUUAACGCAAGUUACAUUAUAAGCCUCUUCAUUUGAUGGGAAAUGUGCCUUAGAGAUUAUUUGUACCGUUAACAGGAGAAGAAAAACAAGCCAGUCUAGAUUUUUAUUCGAAUUGAUCACUUGACAGAGUGGCUUAACUUUUGUGUGUGUAUUGAAAUGCAGAAAGAAAGAGAAAGGAAGGAAGGAAGAAAAGUGUUAUGAGUAGUAUUUUGUAUUGAUUGGUGUAUAUAUUUAAACAGAUCACUGUCCUAACUUUAUAGCUUCAAGAUUUUUUUUUAAAGUACAAUUAUGUUCAGAUUGCAACUGAAGCUUAUGAAUUCUUGUGUAUGUCUGACAGCAUAACUUCUUUGGAAUGUGUACUGUUUCUAUAAAUCAUAUGGAUCAAAAAUUGUACCAGUCAGUGUUGGAGCUCAAGCAAUGCAAAAGGUGAAAAGACAGUUUUGGAGUGAUUAACGGUAACUUAGUUUUUGCACAUCUGGAGAAUCCAUAUUAAAACGACUUCACUUGCAAUCAUAGUGGGAUUUUUUUAUACAAGAUGCAGGUGUGCGUGCGUGCAUGUGCGUGUCUAAAAUGACACUUUAGGGUGAAAAACUUCCAUAUUUUAAAAUGUUUUCUAUUAGAGAACCCUAAAACUCAAUUUUUGCAAAUAUAUAUAAAGUUAUGAAUGUUAUAUUUUCUUUAUAGAGCAUGCCUCUGUUAGGUACCGUAGUAAAUUCUGUUACAUUUUCUUUUAUGUAAUACGUUUCCCCCCCCCAUUGCUUUUUUGUUUUACAUGAUAUAAAUAUAUACUUUGCGCUUA
This is a messenger RNA of Lacerta agilis (Sand lizard), 4870 nucleotides long. RefSeq names its product Yes1 associated transcriptional regulator (gene YAP1). Gene Ontology annotation, molecular function: protein binding; transcription coactivator activity; transcription corepressor activity. Gene Ontology annotation, cellular component: nucleus; cytoplasm. Gene Ontology annotation, biological process: positive regulation of transcription by RNA polymerase II; hippo signaling. The coding region runs from base 37 to 1566 and encodes 509 amino acids. The record is from RefSeq and is a predicted model, not a curated record. The transcript has 9 exons. NCBI's taxonomy places the organism in Eukaryota, Metazoa, Chordata, Lepidosauria, Squamata, Lacertidae.